Messenger RNA from Trypanosoma conorhini, 2820 nucleotides. Its product is annotated as periodic tryptophan protein 2-like protein. Gene Ontology annotation, biological process: ribosomal small subunit assembly; maturation of SSU-rRNA from tricistronic rRNA transcript (SSU-rRNA, 5.8S rRNA, LSU-rRNA). The transcript has a single exon. Gene Ontology annotation, molecular function: protein binding. The record is from RefSeq and is a predicted model, not a curated record. The coding region runs from base 1 to 2820 and encodes 939 amino acids. Lineage: Eukaryota; Euglenozoa; Kinetoplastea; Trypanosomatida; Trypanosomatidae. Gene Ontology annotation, cellular component: Pwp2p-containing subcomplex of 90S preribosome; small-subunit processome.
AUGCAGACGAAUUUUCAACUGGCGUCGGUGCACGGCAUGUUGUACACGGGGGGCAACGUCGCAUUUUCUCCCGACGGUCGCCAGUUGUACUCGCCCGUGAACAACUACAUUUCGAGCAUUCAGAUCCAGCAGGAGGGGCAUCGCUCGCUCUCGUGCAGUAACAGCACGAUUCAGUGUUUUGACCUCUCGCAGGACGGCGAUCUGUUGAUUGCGAUUGGCCGUCGCGGAGUCGGCUUCUUUUACGCCAUUUCCGCCGGUGUGGUGCUUGACACCAUCGCGUUUCCUCCCGACUGCGAGGUCCGCUGCGUCAAGUUUAGUCCCUGCGGCAAGUAUGUUGCUCUCGCCCUUGAAAACACUCUUCAAGUCUACACUGCCCCGGCUCAGCGCGUUGUGGCCUACCACGCAUGCCAUAGGGUGGAGAACCUACACGCGGCGCUGACCUUGCCCAUUAUGAACAUUGAAUGGACACCCGACAGUGAACAUCUUCUGCUGAGCGGGCAAGACGCCCGCAUGAAGAUUUAUCCACGUCAAGGGAAUGUGCAGCAGAAGGGGAUGGCGAUACAACAGAACGCAUUGGUGGGUCACCGCGCCGGCGUUCAUGGUGCCUGGUUCAUCGAUGACGCCUGCUGCCGCGUCGUGAGCGUCUCCGCCGAUAACGUGAUCAUCACUUGGAGGCGGACAGCUGUGACACGUCGAGAGGUGCUGCAAGCCGUCGCCGCUGCGCAGCUGAAGGCGCGCGUAGGGGUGCAUGCGGAUGAAACUGCCGAAGAAAACGCAUAUGAUGACGAUGAGGCCGGCGGUGUGCCAAAAUCAUUUCUAGAAAAGCGGCGGCUGGAGCAGCUGAAGCUUGAGGGCGUGCGGGUCUCCGUUGCCGAGGACACACACCUCCCAGACAUCCUCCGCUGCGCGUACGAGAUUGACAAGAAGCACCUACUAACCCAUAAAGGCAAUGUGUCUGUCACUUGUUUUCACCAACGCCGUGGACUUGUGGCGAUUGGCUACAACUCUGGCAUCUUUGCCAUUCAUUCCUUGGCAACGGCCGAUGAGGCGGAGCUCACGCUUGUCCAUCUACUCUCCAUCUCCGCCCAGUCACUCACUGCCGCGGCCUUCAGCCCAAGUGGAGACUUUGUUGCCUUUGGAAGUGCGCAUUUAAAGCAACUCCUCCUGUGGGACUGGAAGUCCGAGGCGUACGUCCUGAAGGACCAGGCGCACUACUACGAUAUCUCUCGAACUGCCAUUACAGCAGAUUCUAGCAGCAUCAUUUCAGGUGGCGACGACGGCAAGGUAAAGGUGUGGAAGGCGUCCUCAGGUCAGUGUUAUGUAACUUUCACCGAACACACGGCACCGGUGACAGGCAUAGCAACCUGUGCAGCAACCAAUGCCUUUUUCACCUGCAGCCGGGACGGCACAGCAAGAGGCUACGACCUUGUACGCUACCGUCACUUUCGUGUCUAUGCAGCACCCGAGGAGACGCAACUCUCUUGCAUUGCUGUCGAUCCAUCUGGGGAAGUCCUGGCAGUGGGCAGCGGACAGACAGAUCGCAUUUUCCUUUUCGCCGUGCAAACAGGAAAAUUAAUCGAUCAGCUGCAGGGUCACGAGGCGCCUAUUGCGUGUCUGGCAUUUCAUCCCUCUGGCACCGCCCUCGUCUCCGGUUCGCUUGAUCACAAUCUUGUCUUUUGGGACCUCUUUGCCCGCGGUGACGGCGGGGACCGCUUGAAGGGCGAUGCGGAGGUAGUGGACAUCGGCUCCGAGGUGGUGAGUGUUGCGUUCAGCAACAGUGGUCGCCGUCUGGCGGUGCUGACGAUGAAGCAGGAGAUCUCUGUGUACGAGACAGUUGUGCCGACAGAGCCGAUCAUCAUCAAAACGUUCCAGACGAGCCUUGACGCCGCUGGUGGGUGGAACAAGACGGUGGGCCCCCGUAGCGCCAACUACAAUGCCCGCUUCAACGUUGUUGCCUUUUCUCCGGAGGGCGAAAAGAUUGUUGCCGGUGGGGAGUCCAAGUGGAUUGUGAUGUACCACGCUACCCAGGGCUACAUGCUGAAGAAGUGGCCUGUCACGACGAACCAAGACGUCCAGGGGGCGGAGGAGCAGUACCAGUGGCGGCAAAUAACGGAGGCAGGACACGUGGACGAUAUUGACGUGGAUGACACGGACAUUCAUUUGCGUCGUGGGAAAAUACUGGAGAUGCCUGGAAGCCGGCACCGCCACUUUGCGACGGGAAAGCGUCAAACCGCCCUCACAGCACGCACGAUGGACUUGGCGUUUGCGUGCACAGGGACGGAGUUUGUGGCGGCCACCACCGACGGACUGUUGGUGUUUUCUACGCGCGUUGCCCGCCCCAAGUUUCAACCUUUGCAACUCAGCGCCCACAUCACGACGCAGCAGGUUCGCGAGCAACUGGACCGCGGCGAGCCUGUCAUGGCCCUGAUGGGGGCCUUGAACCUUGGAGACAAGAUGCUCGGCGUGGAGUGUUUGCGGCGGAUGCCACGAGAGGCCAUUCCGGUCGCCGUCUCCUCCGUCCCCUCCGCGCUCUUCCCGCUGCUGGUGCAGUGGGUGAGCACCGAGGUGGAGGAGAGCCGGGGGAUCGAGCAGGCGCUGCUCUGGGCGCAGUCGCUCAUGCUGCACUCAAACGAGUGUGCCGGCGGCUUCGCGCAGGAUCGCGGCCCCGUUAUCCCCGCGCUGAAGGUUCUGCAGCGUGGACUGCAGCAGCACCGGCCGCUGACGGAGCUGGCGAAGGAGAACUACUACUCCCUGCGCUACAUCAUUGAUAUGACGAGGAUGCAGAAAGACACCCUGCGACCCGCCGCUGGCGUCGAAUAA